Molecule: messenger RNA, 1400 nt
Organism: Colletotrichum godetiae
Lineage: Eukaryota; Fungi; Ascomycota; Sordariomycetes; Glomerellales; Glomerellaceae
Product: 2OG-Fe(II) oxygenase superfamily protein
Exons: 3
Coding region: 114-1232 (372 amino acids)
Molecular function (GO): 2-oxoglutarate-dependent dioxygenase activity
Source: RefSeq, a predicted model, not a curated record
AAAUUUUGGCUUUGCGAAAUCAAGUCUUUGCCUGCACACUUUGUACUCGAUCUCUCAAUACCGUCUUCACUACUCAUACUCCUAGCUCUCUCAUACCUACACACAGCUUCAUAAUGGGUGUCUCCACUGAAGUCCCGCAGACCGUCGAGUGGUCCGGGAAGAGGGUCCCCAUCUACCCCAUGGAGACUGUAGACUUUGGACGCGUCCUGUCCCAGGAGCCAGCUGAACUCGAGAACAUGCUCCGCAUCUGCCAGCAGCAGGGCUUCUUCUACCUGGACCUAAACGGCCUUGACGGCAGCAGAUUCCUCGACGACCAGCAAAGAACCCUGGAGCUCAUGCACCGCUACUUUGAGGCCCCUAUCGAGGACAAGAACGAGUUUGGCCUCAUCACCGCACAUCUCGGAUACGAGCCCGUCGGCUCCCGAACCGGUGGCCUCCCCAAUACCAGAGACGGAUAUGAAAUGUUCAAGGUUUCCCGUGAUGAGAUCCAAAGAUCCGACCCCAAGUUCCCCAAGAUCUUGCAGAACGACAAGGAGAAGGCAAUCCUGAAGAACGCCAUCUCUGGCUCCAACCUCGUUACCAAGACCGUCUUGUCCGGUCUCUCCUCCGCCAUGGGCCUUGUUGGCGCUGCCCGGUACGAGAAUGCCCACCGCAACGACCGCCCAUCCACCUCCACAUUGGCAAUGAUGCAUUACGUCCCCGCCGACCCCAUUAAGGAUAAUCAGAUCGGCCACCAGAAGCACACCGAUAUCAGCUCCCUUACGCUCCUCUUCGCCGAGGAGUGGGGUCUCCAGAUCCGUCCUCCCGGAUCCAAGGAGUUCGGCUUCGUCGCCCCCAAGAAGGGCUGCGCCAUCAUCAACGUUGGCGACUCUCUCCGCUUCGCCAGUGGGCACACCAUGAUGUCGUGCAUCCACCGCGUGGUCCCCUACAACCCCGAGCAGCACCGCUACUCCAUUGCCUACUUCCUCCGUGCCGAGAACGACACCAUGUUCAAGGACAGCGAGGGCAGAUAUGUCACUGCCGGCCAGUGGCACGAUGAGAAGUUUUACCUGUUCAAGGCCACUCCCGAUAUCCAGGCUCUCGCUCCUCCUUCAAUGCUUUACGGUGGCAUGACUGCCGAUGAGGAGUGGACCCCGUACGCGCAGCCGACUGCCAAGGCGCACGCGCCUGAGGUGUCUGAGGAGCUUAAGCAAGCUCCGGCUGUGAAGGAGACUUUGGUUGAGGCCCAUUGAAUGGUAGCCUUAGUGUAAAUAAAUGAGACCAAAUAAGUGUAUCUACCUUACGUUAACUUGGCAUAUCAAGGAGUGGGAGCCCCCCUUUUACAACCACCAAUUGAACACGGCAACAUGAAUCUAUGUGAUGAGAAUAUGACUGAUACUCAAUCAUUCGUCGUACUGUGA